Molecule: messenger RNA, 721 nt
Organism: Sardina pilchardus (European sardine)
Lineage: Eukaryota; Metazoa; Chordata; Actinopteri; Clupeiformes; Clupeidae
Gene: thrsp
Product: thyroid hormone responsive
Biological process (GO): regulation of lipid biosynthetic process
Cellular component (GO): cytosol
Source: RefSeq, a predicted model, not a curated record
GCCUGUCUUGUCACCACCAACAACAACACCACCACAUUUGGACAUCGACAGGACAUCGCCCCUCAAAACACCCAGGAACCAUGCAGUCUGCCGAGGCCAAGCUGAGUCGCAACUCCCUGCUGCUGUCGCUGAAGCGCUACAGCAUGGCCGUGCACAACAUGGAGCAGACGGUGCUCAUCCCCAGCCUGCUGCGGGAGGUGCCGUCCGACGACGUGCUGGAGCAGGACGCCGCCUUCGAGGACGCCAAGGACCUGUACGACUGCUACCUGAUGCUCAGGGCCAUACGCACCACGGUGGACAGCGGCCUCGUCAGUCCCCACGGCGACGCCAAGGUCAAAGGUCAGGCCGCCCUGCACAAGAGCCUGGAGCCCCUGCUGGACGCUGACCCCGAGGCGCUCUUUCAGUUCCACCUCAAGGGGCUGUUCAAGAUCAUGGGCCACCUCACCAAGAGCUCCCAGAACCUCACAGCCAAAUACAUGGACAUCAUUGGCAUUAGCAACUGAAAAAUUAAUGCUGAGGACUGAUUGCAUCAUGCAGCCAAUAAGCUAUAUCUCUCUUUUUUUAAUGACUUCUAUGUAACAAUGUAACAAUGUGCUUCUUGAACAAAAACAUCUUUCAGGACACAACCAUGAGAGCCAACCAUACCAGUCAACAUGUUUACAUAAGCUUUAUGCUAAAAUAGCAGAGUUUGUGAAAGUGAAGUAAAGUAAUGGUUGUUUAA